Messenger RNA from Blastomyces dermatitidis ER-3, 3629 nucleotides. Its product is annotated as signal transducer. The record is from RefSeq and is a predicted model, not a curated record. Gene Ontology annotation, cellular component: nucleus. Gene Ontology annotation, molecular function: ATP-dependent H2AZ histone chaperone activity. Lineage: Eukaryota; Fungi; Ascomycota; Eurotiomycetes; Onygenales; Ajellomycetaceae. Bases 1698 to 3629 code for a protein of 643 amino acids. The transcript is spliced from 2 exons. Gene Ontology annotation, biological process: chromatin remodeling; regulation of DNA-templated transcription.
CCACAAUUCUCUUGUCCUUUGCAUUGAUUCCCAUUUACGGCAGUUUGCUGUCUAUAAUAGCUAACUACGUCCAAGUGUCUUUGUGCCCUCGUGCCUAGCUCGACUAGAGAAAACAAUGACUUAAAUACACCACUCCACCCCCGAGAACGAACCAACAUCCCGUGGGUCGUUCCUUUUUUUUCGACCAAAGGACAGCGUGCAUCACAUUUGAUAUUCCCGGCCUUGACGUCCCUGCAGCCAUCAAUCCAAGUUUUAAACAUGUGCAUUAGCCAGGUGUUUACCAGAUCGCCCAACCCUAUAGAAGGGAACUCCGCAGUUCGGAACACACAAGCGCAGUAUCAACAAUUGGACGAAAAUCUAUAAUUCCGAGCCAUGCCUCCUCCAUCAAUUAGCAUAUGUAUAUGCGCUGGCCAUAGAUUCGCGGACCCUAAAUCACUUAAAAUGAACAGCCAAAACGAAAAAAAAAAACCGGUGUCUCUGCUGUGAAACAAAAAGGACCACAAAAAGGUUGCAUCCAUUCGCAUGCGUGAAAGAGGACAGCAUCAUCCAAUAAUCACACAGCUUUUUGGUGCAUGAAACAUGUUUUCUGCUCAAGACUAUAGCAGUCCUUCGAAGUAGGCUAAAGUAAGCAGCGCCUACAAGGGAAGAAGGGAAAUUAAAUUCGUUCUCCCACCAACCCCUGUCAGCUCAACGCGAGAAUGAGGAAUCUACAUGCACUAGGUAUGGUCCAGAAAUACCCGUUAUUAUUUACCGCUUACAAACUCAGCAGUCCAAAAUCUGUAGCAAGCAUAAUCCGUACAUAGAGUUGUCGAUUUUGUUGGCCCGUGGCGGAGAUACGGGUUGCAAAUCACAGAUCGUCGAGUGUAUUUUUGAAACAUGCCAUUUUUCAGCGAGUCAAAACACAUAGUAUGCCUUGGAAAAGCGGCGACCAUUUAUGUGUUUUGUGGGAUUCGUGGGAAGAAGUCUUGUGGAGAAAUAUGCCAACUUUGAUUGAUAUUCCUGAGCGUGCGCAAGAUACAAGAAUACAUAUGCUGCCCCAUACUGUGUUUUUCGGUGCAUAUUUCCAUGCAAUUGCCAUGCCUCGAGGUAAAUGUCCCCUGUGGAUGUACUGUACAUGUAGAUACCUACAGAUUAGUUAUUUUUAGAGAUCUGUUUGUUUCCCUCGCGGCCAAAAGGAACAGCCGUCCUGUAACCAACAACCCCGUUUCGUUCUUCUUUUCACAGGAUCGACCUUCUGUGGCGCAAACUUUAAGUUAAGGUGGCGUGUAUGAGCGCCACGAGCCACUCUUGGGAAAUUGUUUACCUAAGCAAACCUUUCAUUGCAAAGUCGCGGCAAGAAAGCUGCAACACUUCGCAUGCCCGCUACACGUUUGUUGGCUGCUUUGGCCGAAAGAGAAAACACCUCAUUCUUAGCGGUAGCUCCUAGAUAGCUAUUGGCGCAGUAGGAAUGGCCUAGUAGAGUAUUCCUCAACUCACACGUCGCUGCUCGAAGUGUCACCAUCAGCUCGGAGUCUCCUCUCUCUCCUAGCAUGUCAUCGCCCCGAUCGUAAAAGUGCCUGGGCAUAGCAUUCUUUCAUAGGAAGUUAUAUUCCACUGUCGUUAUAUCUCUAGACGCCCUGCACCUCCCAUUAAAACGUGCCGCGAUCCAUCGAACGGACUUGACUACCUACGAUACACACUCGCCUCCAAACACAACCAUGGCUACAGACGACUCACCAAUGACGGGCACUAGCACUAGCUCUGAUGAUGAGCCUAUCGAGACUCUUGUGGAGGGACGAGCCCGCCGAAGCACUGCGGGCAGAAACAUGGGUGCUCUCCUCGACGCAGAAGCCGACGACGAACUCGCCCUCCUUUUCGCGGAAGAUGAAGAUGAUGAGGAAUUCACGAGUGGUGAGGAAGAAGGAGCCUCGGGGGAGGAUGAACAAGGUGAAGGUGUCGAAGAUGAAGCCGAUGACAUGCAGCUCGAUUCUUCAUCUGAUGACGAAGAUGACCGGGGCCCUAACGAGCCGGGGGAUGAGUUGGAAGGCGAAAGGGAACUCGAAAGACAGGCUAGGGCAGAGCGGCUGGCAAGGAAGCGGAAGGAGCAUGACAGUAUGAUGAAGUUUCCAGCGUCGCGGAAGAGAGUGAAAAUUGGCCCGACCGCCGCUACGGAGUCGAUAACUGGUCCAACAACGCCUACACCGCGCCCGAAGAAGAAAUCAGAGCGGAUAUCGUGGCUGCCGACGCCGGAGGAUGGCCCGACACGAUCCUCAUCCAGACGGCAGACGAUGCAGAAUAAGGAGCUUACUCACGCGCGGUUGAAGGAUAGUGAGGAGAAGCGGGUGAGAUUGAUAGCGACGAUGGAGGAGGCGGCGAGGCGCAAGCAGAAGUUGAAGCCAAAGGUGAUGACACAGGAAGAGCGGUUGGCGGAGGCGGCAAAGACGGAGCGGCUGAAUAGCAAGAGUCUUAAUCGUUGGGAGGAGAUGGAAAGAAAGCGGAGUGAGGAGCAAAAGGCGAAAUUGGCCGCGUUGCAGAAUCGCAGGCUGUCAGGGGCCGUUACGACUUGGUGGAGCGGGCUUGCGAAGUGGAUUAAUGGGAAACUGGCACAGGUGGGGGCGAAGGAAGUUAAGCAAGCGCCGGACGUCGAGAGGAAGAGGAAAGGGGCCAAGGAUAGGGAUGAUUCGCCAAAGAGGGCGAAGUCCAUGAAGACGGAGAGAGUUGCGGAAGGGGCAGAUGAGAAAAAGAAAACUAUUCCACCAGGUCACGAUAAAAGUCCUGAUAAUCAGGCUGGGAAGACGGUAGUAGAGGGACAAACGCAGGAAACGAUGAAGGAUGCCCAACCGCAGGGUGUCAUUUUUGACCCGCCACAAGCUCCAGGGAGCUUCUUGGACGGGAUUCAUAUCUACGCUUCUAUGAAGGAUGAUGUACCCCAUGCCCCUGCAACGUCUAACCAGGCACCAUCAUCUAUGCCGGCACAACCAGCAUCAACACCAGCAUCUAUACCGUGUGCAGCUCAAGAACCUACCCCAUCAACAUCUACUACGGUACCUGAACAUCCUUCACAGGCAAAACACUCUCAAGCAACACCACUUGAAGAAACAGGAAUAUCGACUAAAACGACCCCAGAGUCUUGUGAACCAUCGCCGGAGGGAUCGGAACCCAUACUGCUGUCAGCGAAAACAGAGCAUCAACAGUCCCAAAAGUCGUUCCCGGACAUAGAAGUCCAGAAAACUGGAUCUGAAGGAAGCCCAGCGGCCGCCCCACCAUCACCGUCGUUAUCACAGCAGCCACGGGAUAAAAAGCCCGAAUCACCAGCUGUAGCCAUACACGUCGAUGAGAAUAAUAAAAAUCCCCAGGCCCAGCAGACACAGUCAAAAUCAACAUCAAUAUCACCGCCCACACAACCUCCGCUCACUCCCCAACAGGAACCUCAACUAGAAAAACCACCACCAGAACAGCCACAACCAGAAAAACAGCAGCCAGAACCACAGCCAGAACAACCACAACCAUCCAUACCUACCCCACCACCAACAAUCGAACACUCAUCCCGCAACCUACUAAUCCUCGAAAAUUUCGAAAACAAAACCCCACAAGAACGCGAAGAAUUUAACAUAUCUUCACAAAAGCAGAAGAAAAUAGUUUUAAAGUGA